AUGGACGAUCCAGAGCGCGAGCGUGAAGAUCUGGCUCGGCGGCGUCUAGAUGUUGAAUAUGACCGAGACCGUGAAGAGCUCCUUGUACGAGAUCUGCGGGAAGACCUUUUGCGAAGAGAAAUAGAGCUUGAACGACUCCUUGAACCGGAGGAUGAAGAGGAGUUCCGCGAACGGGAGCGCGAGGCACUACGACGCCUUUCCUUCCCUUUUGUUCGAAUUCUUGAGCGAGAGGAUGAGCUAUCUGAAUCUGAAUCUGAGUCCGAGUUCGAAGAGGAAGAUGAACUGUCAGAAUCUGAGGACCUAAGCCCAAUGUUCAAUAACCAAAAUGACCUUUAUAUGCUUCCAAGUGACAAUCAAGAGUUCGAACGACUCCAAAAGCAACAUUACGCGUUUGUGCUGACUGCGGGAGGCUUGACGCCGUGUCAAGAUCUAGUCGAAAGCAUACUUCGCCCAUCCGAUAACGGCGAACCACGUUCUGUGCUCGAUCUAGGCUGUGGCUCCGGUAUCUGGGCCAUUGAGAUGGCUAGAGAGUAUCCAAAUGCCUCGAUUGUGGCGUUAGAUCUAGCUCCCGCACCGAUUGAUGCUGAAAACAUUCCUCCAAACUGUCGCUUCGAAAUUGACGACAUCAACCUGGGCCUUUCACACUACCACGGCGACUCCAGAUUCGAUGUUAUUCACGCGCGAUGCAUUGGCAGCGGGAUUAAUAACUACGCGAACAUGAUGCGAGACGUAGAGGCCUGUCUCAAGCCAGGUGGUCUCGUCAUCUUCAUUGACGGUGACAUGCGGAUGUACGAGGAAGAUUGCGUGACACCAGUCCCUGUGGGUCAAGAAGACGAGAACGGCGUGGAGAUUGGCAAAGGAUCUUGGUUGCACAGAAUUGCGCGAGAGGUCAGAUAUGCCGCCAUAUACAAAGGAAGUGAUGUACCAGGUUUGGAAGACUGUAUCGACCUGGGUCUUUUCGGACACCCGCUUCUGGAACCAUCGUCAAUCCGCGCCGCUACGAUGUACACCCCCAUUGGGUCGUGGCCAGAGUCGUCCAACGAUUCUGAGCAACAAAACCUUCGUUAUGCCGGCUCUUUGAUGCGGCAGGACCUUAUGCAAGUCUCUCGUGCGUGGCAUCCCAUCCUCAAACUGUAUGGUAUCGACCAAGUGACCCUCAACCGUUGGUCAGAACGGGUCGAUAAAGAGCUACUCGAAUGCAAGUUUAAGAUGCUCAUGCAUUGGAGAGCUACUUGGGGCCGGCGGAAACUUGACGAUUUUGACACGCAGCCGACUGUUGCGCCAUCCAGCCACGGAGUCAAAGAGCCUUCUACUUCAUCCGGAGGGCCACCUCAUGCCUACAAUUUCUUCAGAACGUUUACGACUGCUCAGGAGGCUUCCGCGUUUCGCGAGCUCCGAACAGAAAAGGCAAAGCAUCUACCUCUGCCACUGGUGGUCAAAAUGUACGAAGAAGCUCAGAAUGCGGUCUAA
Messenger RNA from Serendipita indica DSM 11827, 1470 nucleotides. NCBI's taxonomy places the organism in Eukaryota, Fungi, Basidiomycota, Agaricomycetes, Sebacinales, Serendipitaceae. The record is from the annotation of a GenBank genome assembly.